AAGAAAUCAAGUCAAACUAACGGGAUUCCGUCUAGGGUUUCUGCUUCUCGGCUUUCUGUGUUGGUUUCCGUGCUGUGGAAUUCCUGCCAUGCCAGAGGACGCCGGAGCAACCUCCAAGAACUAGUCGAUUCCUUUCGAGAUUAAUUUACGGAAUUCCAUAAUUCAUGCUACACCCGCAUUGCCGGUGUCUUCUUUGUUCAUGCAGUUGCCACGGAUCUUUAGCUGAAAUGCUGGAUUUCUAUGCCCCUUAACGGUGGUUCUCUUGUCAAAGUUGAUAUUAAAACUGUUUCUGUGGUUUUCCUGGUGAAGUUGCUGUCGGAUAGAGUUCUUACAUCUUUUAGAUAUGGAAGAUGAGGAUUUAAAUAAACUUCCAUCCAUAGUUGAUUCUGUUUCUGAAAGUGAAAAGAGCAAAACCCAAUUUGGGUACAGUAGCAUUGAUUCUCAAUCUAACAAUUCUGAGCAUAAAGAAGACAUUCUAAGUGGGGAAAGUGUGGAACACAAAGGUGAUGUUGAUUUUGAACAUACUUGCUGCAUGUCAGGUGCAAACCUCGUAGAAGUUCAUGUUGACAAUCACGCACUAAUGGAAACUGAAGAUACUGUUAGCUUUCCUGUAUCUAUUAAUACUGGCUGUAAGCAUGAGAACAAAGAAAAGUUUAGUGAUAUGGGCACUCAACCCAGUGAUAUUUUGGACAAAGACAAUGAGAUGGAAAAUAGAAAGCUGUGCCAGACUGAGAAUUUUAUUCAGCCUGACAGUGCUCAUUGCUUUCCAGAAGCGAAGCAUGGUGAGGAUUUAGAAGAUGGUCAAUCUGCCUUGCAGGUGAAUUUUGAGUUGACUGAAACUGUCAUAGUCUCUGAAGAACCGAAAUGUUCAAGCCCAGGAGCAAUUGGUGAGAAUGGUUUCCAAGCUCUCAGGGAUGGAAGUCCCAAUACAAGUUCUCAAGUGGGUGCUAAAAGAGCCCGCGUCACUAUAGAUGAACGUCAACCUUCAGUGCAUGUUGUCUAUAAUUCCCUAACAAGAGCUAGUAAACGAAAGCUUGAGGGACUACUACAGCAAUGGUCAGAAUGGCAUGCUCAGCAUGUUUCUUUAUCCAAGGAUCCUGAUGAAGUGUUUGAAUGUGGUGAGGAGACAUUCUUUCCCGCUCUUCAGAUUGGCAUGGAAAAGGCACCUGCAGUGUCGUUUUGGAUGGAUAACCAAACAACAAAGGAGCAGAAAUGUUUCACUCCUGUAGAUGGUAAUUCCGUGCCUUUGUAUGAUCGUGGAUAUGCUUUAGGUUUGACUUCAGCAGAUGGUGCAAGUAAUGUUGAUGGGGGUCUAGAGAUCAUUGGUGAUGCUCCCCGGUGUUUUAAUUGUGGUGCCUAUGAUCAUUCUUUGAGAGAAUGUCCACGGCCCCGUGAUACUGCUGCUGUCAAUGUUGCUCGUAAGCAACACAAGUCUAAGAAGAACCAGAAUCCUGCUUCCCGGAAUCCAACUCGAUAUUAUCAGAAUCCUCCUCCUGGAAAAUAUGAUGGUUUGAGGCCAGGUGCUCUUGAUACUGAAACACGUCAACUCUUGGGUUUGGGGGUACUUGAUCCGCCCCCUUGGCUUAACAGAAUGCGAGAAAUUGGAUACCCACCCGGAUAUUUAGAUGUGGACGAUGAGAAUCAGCCAUCAGGCAUUACCAUAUAUGGUGAAGAAGAAAUCAGAGAACAGGAGGAUGGGGAAAUUAUGGAGGCAGAUUACUCAAAGUCAAAAACAAAAAUGACUGUCGAAUUUCCAGGAAUAAAUGCGCCCAUUCCAGAAAAUGCAGAUGAAAGACUGUGGGCUGCUGGACCUUCAAGCUCAGAUACUUUCAGAAACCGGCCUCAGCACAGAUCAUCAAACUCUAGUACAGAUUAUGUCAGCAGAGGAUAUUAUCGUGAGCGGAAGUCGUCAAUGGAUUUCAGGGAUGACGGCCCUCCAGGGGACCCAGGAUAUGGCUCAUCCAUGUAUAGUUUUCAUCCAAGGUACAGUAAAUAUGAUGACGAAUACAAUACAGGAAGCCCUACCUUGGGGAGGUCUCAGUCAGAGAGAAGUUGGAGAAGUCCUUUGCGUGAUGAAGGAUCCUCAAACCCUUCCUCCUUUAGUUCUUUUCACUACUCUCACUAUUCACACACACACAGGCUUCUUUCACCUCGCGAUCAUGAUUCAGGCAGACCUAAUUACUGGACUGAAAGCCUGAAUGACAGAGACCCAGGUCGUUCUCGAAUGAAGGAUACAUCAGAAGGCCGCCACUAUCGCAGCUGGAGGUAAAAGUGGUAAUAAUGGUAGUUUGUGGAGAUACAGUUUCGUCCACUUAAAGUUGAACUUACCUCUAACCCUUGCCAAUUAGGAUUAGGGUCUGUACAGAGUUCUAGAGAAGUUGGCAUGUUUUAGGCUUUAGCCCUUCCUGCUGGCCUUUCUCAAAUAAUAGUGUGAUAUUUUACUGCCCAAAUAUUUUUUUAUCAUUAGCUCCAUUAUGAAGGGUUGAAGCAUCUUUGCUCCGUUCCCCCCCUUUGUCUUAACUUGUGUGUUUGAUUGUAAGAUUGUUAGCUGUUAUCAUUUGCAGCUUGUUUACAAUCUUUGGCUCGAGAGUGACUUAGUCUAUCAGGAAUUGGCCGUUAGAAAAGCGAUUUAGUUCGUGAAACCAAACACGCUACUAGUAUUAGUAUUAGUAUUAAUACUUUCAUAUAGUUCUUGGUGUUAGAUAUUCAGAUAUAUGAUAUUUAGAAUGUCGUCACUUGUCAUUUGAUAUUA
Molecule: messenger RNA, 2752 nt
Organism: Prosopis cineraria
Lineage: Eukaryota; Viridiplantae; Streptophyta; Magnoliopsida; Fabales; Fabaceae
Exons: 10
Coding region: 344-2269 (641 amino acids)
Cellular component (GO): catalytic step 2 spliceosome
Molecular function (GO): zinc ion binding; RNA binding
Source: RefSeq, a predicted model, not a curated record